AUGAAUCUAUUCAUGCCGGCCGAACGACUGUCCGGUCCUCCGACGCCGACCCUGCUGGCGGCGAGUCCUCCGGUCCAGAGCCUGCUGGCGGUGCGUCCUCCGACGCCGACCCUGCUGGCGGCGAGUCCUCCGUCCAGUCCUCCGGUCCAGACCCUGCUGGCGGCGAGUCCUCCGUACAGUCCUCCGACGCCAACCCUGCUAGUGGUGCGUCCUCCGUCGCCGACCCUCCUGGCGGUGCGUCCUCCGGCCCAGAUCCUGCAGGAGGCGCGUCCUCCGGCCAAGACCCUGCUGGCGGCGCGUCCUCUAUCCGGUCAUUCGCCCCAGAGUUCACUGCCAGAACGACUGUCCAGUCCUCCGACGCCGACCCUGCUGGCCGCGCUGCCUCCGUCCAGUCCUCCGGUCCAGAGCCUGCUGGCGGUGCGUCCUCCGGCCCAGACCCUGCUGGCGGCGCGUCCUCCGACGCCGACCCUGCUGGCGGCGCGUCCUCCGGCCCAGACCCUGCUGGCGACGCGUCCUCCGGCCCAGACCCUGCUGGCGGCGCGUCCUCUAUCCAGUCAUCCGCCCCAGAGUUCACUGCCAGAACGACUGUCCAGUCCUCCGACGCCGACCCUGCUGGCGGCGCUUCCUCCGCCCAGUCCUCCGGUCCAGAGCCUGCUGGCGGUGCGUCCUCCGAUGCCGAUACUGCUGGCGGUGCGUCCUCCGGUCCAGAGCAGAGCCUGCUGGCGGCGCGUCAUCCGACGCCGACCCUGCUGA
Amphibalanus amphitrite is the source of this 753-nucleotide messenger RNA. Its product is annotated as proline-rich receptor-like protein kinase PERK8. The transcript is spliced from 4 exons. Bases 1 to 753 code for a protein of 250 amino acids. The record is from RefSeq and is a predicted model, not a curated record. NCBI's taxonomy places the organism in Eukaryota, Metazoa, Arthropoda, Thecostraca, Balanomorpha, Balanidae.